GAAUUUAAUGAAAAAAUUUUGACUGGUGCAUGCCUUGUUGUUGCAGAAGGAUUGGUAUUUGAUAUUCAUAAAUGGAUAAAAGUUCAUCCUGGUGGACAAAGAAUUUUACGUAGAGUGGUAUGA
This is a messenger RNA of Racocetra persica, 123 nucleotides long. Lineage: Eukaryota; Fungi; Glomeromycota; Glomeromycetes; Diversisporales; Gigasporaceae. The record is from the annotation of a GenBank genome assembly.